This is a messenger RNA of Lepus europaeus (European hare), 1383 nucleotides long. RefSeq names its product MINDY family member 4B (gene MINDY4B). The transcript has 12 exons. Gene Ontology annotation, biological process: protein K48-linked deubiquitination. The record is from RefSeq and is a predicted model, not a curated record. Gene Ontology annotation, molecular function: K48-linked deubiquitinase activity; cysteine-type deubiquitinase activity. Lineage: Eukaryota; Metazoa; Chordata; Mammalia; Lagomorpha; Leporidae. The coding region runs from base 1 to 1383 and encodes 460 amino acids.
AUGAACAGGGAGGUCUCCGGCCAGGAGCCAAGCUCCCCAGAGCUGGAUUUAGAGGAAAUAACCAGGAAAAUUUUGUUUCUGGACAAAUGGAGAGGCAUCUUUAGUUAUCACAGGUUGGGAACCAAUAACACAACUUCUCAGCAGCAUGAAGGUGACCGUGUAUCUGCGGAUGGAGCUGAAAACGGCUCAGGACCACUGCAGCCCAAAAGACAAGCAUGUUGGCCAUCCAGGAGCCUUCGUUCUGUUCCCAAGCCCUCUGUCACCUCUCCAAAAUGGAGCGGCCCACCUGUCUCCCUCGCGAUGGCCACGAAGCUGCAGCAGAGCCUCUUCGGCAAUACGGCCCAUGUGUUCAGCGGGGACUGGAGAAAGGCCCGCUUCAACUUCCGGGAUCCUUUUUCCAACCUGGCGUUUGCUUUGGAAGUGGGAAAGGGUGGAGCCCGGAGCAUCCAGAUGGCUGUGCAAGCGGCCAUCAUCAGACACCUGUUGUUUCCCACAGAGGGAAAGGAGGGUCCCUGUCACAGUUUAUGUGACCUGAGCAAGCAGAAACAGAAGCAAGCCCUGGCUGCAGCCCUGGCUGGCAUCCUGUGGGCUGCAGGUGCAGCUCAGAAAGCCACCGUCUGUCUUGUCACCGAGGACACCUAUGUUGCCUCCACUCUUGACCGCCUGGGGGAUGAUUUCACUGAGCGGCUCCAGCUGUUUGAAUUUUCAGAGAAAGAAGCCACUGAGAAAUUCAUCUAUGAUCAUGUACAAUGGUUCCAAGGAGAAGGAAGCCCCGGUGUCAUCCUGUUUCUCUACAGCCUCAUCUUUUCUAGGACAUUCGAAAGGCUGCAGAACGACCUGGACAUCACCACGACGCAUCUGUUACAACCGAACGCUGGCGGCUUCCUGUGCAGGCAGGCGGUUCUGAACCUGAUUUUAACCGGGAGAGCGAGUCCCAAUGUCUUCAAUGGCUGUGAGGAAGGGAAGUCCCGGGAAGUGCUCAAGGGAGUCCUGGCCCGCAGUGACGUCGGCUACCUGCAGUGGGGUACGGGUGCCUCUGAGGAUGACAGACUCUCCCAGGUGGGCAGUAUGCUGAAGACUCCCAAAUUACCUAUUUGGCUGUGCAACAUCAAUGGAAAUUACAGCGUCCUUUUUUGCACAAACAAGCAGCUCCUAUCAGACUGGAAAAUGGAGCGUCUCUUUGAUCUAUACUUUUACAAUGGCCAGCCCUCCCAGAACAAGCCCGUGCAUCUUACAAUAGACACUCACUCCCAUCCCUGGGAAGGCGGCCAACGUGAAGAUCAACACAGAACAGGAAGACGGUUUUCUCCAGUGGAGAUGGUGAUCAGAACCAAAUGGAGAGAGGCCACCGUCCACUGGAACGGGGCUGCUCCUUUUAUCUAA